CGAAUUUUAGUUCCGAACUCCUUGUCUUCUCUUCUUCGUUUUCGUCGCUAAUUAAUUUUUUAACAGUCGACUGUUAUAACUCGAGCAGAACAGAACACAACAUAUAUAAACAAUUUAAAUAACGAAACCGAUACCUUAUCACGAAUCAAAAUUGAAAAAAUUCGCAUCAGUUCAAUCAAAAUUAAAACAAACAUGUCUAAACCUGAUCAGGGCGGUGCAAGUGGCGGAUCCAUACUUCAAUUCGCACCGUUUCAAAGCUCCGUUGACGAGGGUUUCUGGCACCGAUUAUCUUUUCUAAAACUUAACAAGUUCGGCAUCGACGAUUCUCCGAUUUCCAUCGCCGGUUUCUACGCGCCUUGUUCGCAUUCUCAAGUAUCGAAUCACAUGACUCUUAUAGCAGAAUCAUUGCCUAGUAAUGAGAGUGGGAGUGAUGAGUCUUCAAUUCAAGUAAUUAGUAACAGAAAUAGAUGUGCUGUCCCUGGUAUUCUUUACAAUACUAACACAUUAGAGGCGUAUCACGCGCUAGAUAAAAAAAACAUGCUCAAGAAGGAGGCUGAUAAGAUUUGGGAUGAUAUUCGUUCGGGAAAAGCUUUGGAGGAUUGUGCAUUGUUAUCUAGGUUUCUUCUUAUUUCGUUUGCGGACUUGAAAAAAUGGAGCUUUCAUUACUGGUUUGCUUUCCCUGCGCUAGUGCUUGAUCCGCCUGUUACUGUUGUGGACUUGAAACCGGCGUCGCAGUGGUUUAAUUCAGAUGAGGCAGAAUCAUUGUCAGCAGCGUGUAAUGAUUGGCGUAAUUCAACCUUAACUUCUGGUGUGCCGUUCUUUUUGGUUUGCUUUGAUUCCAAUUCUCGUGCUACUAUUAAGCAUCUGAAGGAGUGGGAGGCAUGCCAUGGUGAUGGACAAAAGCAGGUGCUGUUUGGGUUUUAUGACCCAUGUCAUCUUCCACAUAAUCCUGGUUGGCCUCUUCGCAACUUCUUAUCUCUCAUUUGUUCGAGAUGGAAUCUUAAAACCGUCCGAUUUUUAUGCUAUAGAGAGAAUCGUGGUUUUGCUGAUCUGGGAUUGUCUCUUGUCGGUGAAGCCAUAAUUACACAUCCCCAAGGAUGGAUAGAUCUUCAGUGUGCACCUAAUGCAGUCGGAUGGGAACUUAACAGAGGUAGACAAAUAUCCAGGGUUAUUAACCUUUCUAAAUCCAUGGAUCCAACAAGGUUGGCUGUAUCUGCAGCAGAUUUAAAUUUAAAGUUAAUGAGAUGGCGUGCUUUGCCUUCACUUAACUUGGAUAAGUUAUUUUCUAUUAAGUGUCUUCUGAUCGGAGCCGGUACACUUGGAUGCCAGGUUGCACGAAUGCUUAUGGCUUGGGGUGUGAGGAGAAUUACAUUGCUGGAUAAUGGCAGGGUGGCUAUGUCUAACCCAUUAAGGCAGUCACUUUAUACAUUGGAAGAUUGUCUCAAUGGAGGUGAAUUUAAAGCCAUUGCAGCAGUUAACAGCCUCAAGCGAAUAUUCCCUGCUGUGGAGGCAGAAAGUGUUGUGAUGGCUAUACCAAUGCCUGGACAUCCGGUGAGCAGCCAAGAAGAGGAAUCUGUGCUCGAAGAUUGUAGACGUCUACAUGAAUUAGUCGAUUCUCAUGAUGCAGUUUUUCUAUUGACUGAUACAAGAGAAAGCCGAUGGCUUCCUUCCCUUCUUUCUGCAAAUGCUAACAAGAUUACGAUAACUGCAGCUUUAGGGUUCGAUAGUUUCCUAGUUAUGCGGCAUGGCUCAGGUCCUCUUAGCUCAACUCAUGACCUGGAGGCUGAAGCUAAAAUUGCACUAUCUGCUGCUAUGGACAACCUUGCUGUGGCUGAUAGAGAAAGGCAGAGAUUGGGCUGCUACUUCUGCAAUGAUGUGGUUGCACCAACUGAUUCAACCGCUAAUCGCACAUUGGAUCAGCAAUGCACUGUUACACGUCCAGGACUUGCUCCUAUUGCCUCAUCUCUUGCGGUUGAGCUUUUCGUUAGCAUAUUACAUCACCCUGAUGGGAUAUUUGCACAAGGUGACAUUGUGAAUUCGAGUUACAGUGAAAGCAGUGAGCAAGCACUUGGUAUUUUGCCUCAUCAGAUUCGAGGUUCUCUCCAUCAAUUUUCUCAAAUGACACUAGUAGGCCAUGCUUCAAAUAGCUGUACUGCUUGUUCCGGCACUGUCAUAUCUGAGUAUCGGAAAAGCGGACGGGAAUUCCUGCUUCAAGCGAUUAAUCAUCCAACCUAUCUGGAGGAUAUCACUGGACUCACCGAAUUGAUGAAGUCCACUAGUUCUUUUCAGCUAGAUUGGGAUAAUGAGACGGAUGAUGAUGAUUUUGUUGAACUCUAAUAUAAAUCACCUCUCAUCUAUUUGAUUUAUUUGUACAUCUUAAUUGGAAACCCAAGAUUCAAAAUUUGCAUCAAAUGCCAAAUUAUGCCCAGCAA
Mercurialis annua (annual mercury) is the source of this 2432-nucleotide messenger RNA. RefSeq names its product ubiquitin-like modifier-activating enzyme atg7. Gene Ontology annotation, molecular function: Atg8 activating enzyme activity; Atg12 activating enzyme activity. Gene Ontology annotation, biological process: C-terminal protein lipidation; piecemeal microautophagy of the nucleus; protein modification by small protein conjugation. The transcript is spliced from 14 exons. Gene Ontology annotation, cellular component: phagophore assembly site; cytoplasm. The record is from RefSeq and is a predicted model, not a curated record. Lineage: Eukaryota; Viridiplantae; Streptophyta; Magnoliopsida; Malpighiales; Euphorbiaceae. Bases 193 to 2337 code for a protein of 714 amino acids.